AUGGCUGCCCAAGAGCUCCCAAUCCCUCGCGAUCCCACCGAAGACGAAGCUUUUGCGCUUUUCAAGGCCCUAGAAGAAAAGUUCCCCUCCAAGACGCUUGGAGACGAUAAAUGGUACAUACUCGCAUACGCGGCCAUCGUCGGCGGCGGCCAGCCAAGUUUCGCACCCCUCCUUUACAAAGAGCUUAUCAAGCGGCCUGAAUAUCAAACAUCCGAGCAACGCCAGGGUUUGAUGCGAAGAAUAAGAGAGACGCUGUUCAAGUUGAUAGUCAUCGUGGGUGUAUGCAAGCCUCUGGAAGCCAUCUUCGAUAUCGAUGCGAUCACGCGACCGGAAGAUAAGGACUACACAUUUUCGAGGGAAGGAUGGCAAUGUGACGAAGCGAACGCGAAGCGCGGCUUUGCAUGGCAAAGCCGCCUGUACCAACACAAUCAGGGGAAGAUCGACGAUGUGCUAGCAUCGCAGAGAGACUUUGAUUGGACCAGCAAACAAAUUACCUACGGUCUCUACCUUUCCGAUCAUAGUAUCUUGAACGACGUCGAGACCGAGCUGACGGUACUCUCCGGGAUCAUGAUCCAGAACCUGCCUCGCGAGACUGCAUGGCAUCUGCGAGGAACGCGACGAAUUGGUGUGACCAAGGAGGACGUUGAGACGCUACAGCAAUGUGUAAGUCCCUUCAUGCGUGUGAACGAGUUGUGUGUUCUGAUGCUAUCUAGAUUGAGCUCGUUGCGACCUUCUGUGGCUUGCGGCUACACAAAGUGCCGCGAGUUGCAGACAUUGAACAUGAGGUUUAACUAAAAGAAUCCUUCUUUACUCGGUCCUCAGCGCAAUGGAAGUAGCUUACAUUCGUAACGCGUAAUAGAUGAUGUAUUCUAGAAUAAUUUUAAAGGAGUUCAAGGACCUCAAGUUUGCAAUCUGAAUGACAGAGAAACAAGAUUCAAUAACAGAGCAGCUAGGCAACAAACGACAAAUUGCGGUAUGCUCAAUCUAUCUGAACUUUACACGAAACGUUGGAGGCCCAACAUCACGACCCGCUCUCGAGCUAUGAAUCCUCACGCAAAUUUCCCCCAAGUAGUGCCAGGAUCGCGUCGGGGACGAUUACUUGUCUCCGUAAGAAUAUUUCUCGACGUCACGAGUAGUCUAGUAUUAGCAGCUUGGCCGAGUUGAGCCUCAUGGAAAACGUGUUCCGAGAUCACAAAUACAGGGUAACUACGCUAAUAGGCCACUAAGGUAAGAAAUUGAUCCCUUUGGCAUUCUAAGAAAAGCAACGUUGACGACCACUAACAGAAACUA
This is a messenger RNA of Cucurbitaria berberidis CBS 394.84, 1290 nucleotides long. RefSeq lists its product as uncharacterized. The coding region runs from base 1 to 795 and encodes 264 amino acids. The transcript is spliced from 4 exons. Lineage: Eukaryota; Fungi; Ascomycota; Dothideomycetes; Pleosporales; Cucurbitariaceae. The record is from RefSeq and is a predicted model, not a curated record.